AGAAACUAAACAAAUUGGUAUAUACUGGCAUCCCGCCCGCCUCCCCUCUCCAGCAAUUAUUAAUUAUUCCGAAUGUACUUUACUAACAUCAAGAAGAGUCUCGAACGAGAGAGAGAGAGGGAGAGGCCUCUGAGUAAAGAAUGAGAAAUACCCAAUGUUUGUGGCUCUCCACCGUGAUCACUCUCCUCCCAAUGGCCGCCGUGGCCUUUGACACCAUCACCGCCACGCAGCCGCUCCUCCCCAACCAAACCAUAGUCUCCGCUGGACAAGUUGUCGAGCUGGGCUUCUUCUCGCUGGGAAAUUCGGGCAAAUGGUACGUCGGAGUUUGGUAUAAGAACAUAAAUCCUGUCAGAACCAUUGUGUGGGUUGCUAACAGAGAUAACCCACUGACAAGCUCGUCUGGGUCUUUGAAAAUCGGCGAAGAUGGAAACCUCUUGCUGGUCGACGAAGCUGCAAAUUCUGUAGUGUGGUCGUCGUCGAACCAGACGAGCUCGGCGAACAGUAGCGUUGCGCAGCUUCUGGAUUCCGGAAACUUGAUUGUUCGGAGAGAAAAUGACGUUGAUCCGGAGAAUUAUAUCUGGCAAAGCUUUGACCAUCCGACGGACACUCUGUUGCCGGGGAUGAAGCUGGGCUGGGACCGCAAAAGUGGGGUUAACCGGUACAUAACUUCGUGGAAGAGAAGCGAUGAUCCAUCCACUGGGGACUAUUACUUCAAGAUGGAUGUUGACGGAUUACCGGAGAUUUUCUUAUGGGCCAAUCAGACAAGAAUAUACAGAAGCGGGCCGUGGAACGGAUUGAGAUUCAGUGGCGUUCCGGGGAUGAAUCCAACCUACAACAUCACUUUCACAUUUGAGUUAGAGAAAGACGAGGUUUUCUAUUCAUUUGGGAUGGACGACAAGUCCUUGAAUUCGAGGCUGACUGUGAAUUCAGCCGGAGUUUUGCAGCGCUACGUUUGGACAGAUUCAAGUCAGAAUUGGAACCUCUUCUGGUACGCUCGCGAAGACCAAUGCGACAGUUACAUGGAAUGCGGCGUUUAUGGUAUUUGCGACACGGAUGAUUCCCUGGUCUGUAAAUGCAUCCACGGGUUCGAGCCCAAGAAUCCGCAGGCGUGGAAGCUGAGAGAUGGGUCGGAUGGGUGCAUGAGAACUUCGAAGCUGAGCUGCCAUGGAGAUGGGUUUCUGCCGUUGAAGAACAUGAAGGUGCCGGAGACUUCGAUGGCGUUUUACAACAAGAGCAUGCUCCUGUCGGAGUGCCGGCAAGCUUGCCUGUCAAAUUGUUCCUGCACUGCCUAUGCUAAUAUGGACAUUAGGAAUGGCGGCUCCGGCUGUGUGAUGUGGACCGGCGAUCUUCUGGACAUGAGGCAGUACGCCGCCGCGGAAGGCGGCCAAGAUCUGUACGUGAGAGUCUCCGCCGCUGAUUUAGAAGCAGCUGGGAGCACAGGAAUAAGUAAAAGCUCUAGUCAAACAGUUAAGAUUGUCGGCAUUGCAGUUGCUUCUGGUGUUCUGCUACUGGGCAUAGGCAUUUGCUUUGUGUGGCGGACGAAGAGAACGCAGAGGGCACGGAGAGAACUUAUUCAGCAUAGAGGCAGCCACGAAAGAAGUCAAGAUAUGUUAUUGAGCGGAGGGGUCAUAGUGGGCAGAAGAGACUACUCUGGCGAAAGCACAACAGAUGAACUAGAGCUGCCAUUGUUCGACUUCGACACCAUAGCAAUAGCUACUGACAAUUUCGGCAACGAAAAUAAGCUGGGACAAGGUGGUUUCGGCAUUGUUUACAGAGGUGUGUUACCAGAAGGCGAGAAGAUAGCUGUGAAGAGACUGUCGAAGAAUUCUGGGCAAGGGACGGAGGAGUUCAAGAACGAGGUUCAAUUGAUUGCAAGGCUGCAGCAUAGGAACCUUGUGCGCCUGCUGGGCUGCUGCGUGGACAUGGAAGAGAAAAUGUUGAUAUAUGAAUACAUGGAAAACAAAAGCCUGGACUUCAUUUUAUUCAAUCUUGCAGACAAAGAGAGUAGCUCGUUACUGGAUUGGCCGAGGCGCUUCAAUAUCAUCUGCGGGAUCGCUCGAGGGCUUCUCUAUCUCCACCAAGACUCGAGGUUUAGAAUCAUUCACAGAGAUCUCAAAGCAAGUAAUAUUCUACUUGACAGGGAAAUGAAUCCGAAGAUUUCAGAUUUUGGCAUGGCAAGGAUUUUUGGUAGCGAACAAACUGAAGCAAAUACAAAGAGAGUUGUCGGAACAUACGGAUAUAUGUCUCCGGAGUAUGCCAUGGAUGGACUUUUUUCAAUAAAAUCCGAUGUUUUUAGCUUUGGUGUACUGGUGCUGGAAAUAGUAACUGGCAAGAAGAACAGAGGAUUCUACCAGGCGAACCAUGAGCUUAAUCUUCUUGGACAUGCAUGGAGGCUAUGGAAAGAAGGGAAAUGGCAAGAAUUGAUCGAUCCUGCUGCGAGGGAUUCGUAUUCGCCAUACGAGGUGGCUCGGUGCAUACAAGUGGGGCUCCUGUGCGUGCAGGAGCGAGCCGAAGACAGGCCGUCCAUGUCAACGGCGCUUCUGAUGCUGAGCAGUGAAACUGCUUUGUUGGCUCAGCCAAAACAACCUGGUUUUUGCCUCGGAAGGAGCCCUUUAGAGACAGACUCCUCGUCCAGCAAGCAAGACGAGUCGUGCACUGUGAACCAAGUCACAGUAACCAUACUCGAUGCCCGGUAGCGGCCGACCGGCGGGUUGGAAUUUUCACUUUUCAGGGUACAUAUUUUACUCAUCCUGGAUUUUCUUUUUCUGGAAGGUUUACAGAAAAUAGGGCAGUUGAUUCAAGGAAGAUGCAGUUCGGUACAUAACAUUAGCCGUUUCAAUGCAUUUUCUUUAACCAUUUAGAAACGACGACCGAAAGAUAAACAGAAAAAGACACGAAAAGGGUCAAAAAGACGCAAGAUCCACCAUCCAUGCACCCAAGCAAAAGCUGCCUGCCCUUCUUCGAACCUUCGCUCUUUAUUCCAGAAAUAACCUUCGCUCUUUAUUCCACCAUUUCUGGGAAGCAACUCCUUCAUCGCUUGAUUGAUGACUUUAAUGAAUAGAAAUAAAUCAAACUAGUAAUGAAUAUGAACAUCUGAGCGUGGGCUGCGAGCGAAGUACCUUUUUUGAUUCUUCCAACGUUGCCUCCAACCAUUCCUAUAGCUUUUGGAAGAACGUGCAGAUCUUAAAAAGAACAAACAAACAAAAACGAUGGCGACGUCUCUGUCGGAUCAUGGAGCCUUUCGAGGUGCCUUCGGAGACAGCUUACCCCUAGCUAUAUUCAAACUCUCCAUUCAAAGUUGUCGCCUCGUGCAGAAUAAUUAAUGUAAGACUGUAAUUACGAUGUCUUUAAUUAAUAAUAAUUAUGUUACAUCUA
Diospyros lotus (date-plum) is the source of this 3375-nucleotide messenger RNA. RefSeq names its product receptor-like serine/threonine-protein kinase SD1-8. The transcript has 7 exons. Lineage: Eukaryota; Viridiplantae; Streptophyta; Magnoliopsida; Ericales; Ebenaceae. Bases 141 to 2696 code for a protein of 851 amino acids. Gene Ontology annotation, molecular function: ATP binding; protein serine/threonine kinase activity. Gene Ontology annotation, biological process: protein phosphorylation; recognition of pollen. The record is from RefSeq and is a predicted model, not a curated record.